GCUGCAUGAGAGGAGAUGAAACCUCAACUUGAGAGGACCGAGCCUGAACGGCGUGGAUCCUAAAGACGUUCACUGACAUUAAAUACCUGGACAUCAGCUCGCCCUGUGUAGCUUAUGUGUGAAAGAGAACGUGGGUUUCACUUUUGCUAUCACCGCGUACUGCACAUCGUUCAAAAUAUAUGAUUAAUUUCAGGUGAAUAUAAUUAGCGGGUUUUUUUCCUCGCAAACAGGGCAAGCGGGCCGCUUUAAUAGUACAACAUCAGCACGAGCGAGUGGAGGAGGCACCUGGGACUGAAGCUUUCUUUCUUUCUCUCACACACACACACACACACAUACAGAAAGCGAGAGAGAGAGAGAGAAAGAGAGAGAGACGGGAUCGGCGCGCUGGACAUGAGGAAGACCUCAUCCCGAGCCUGAUUUCCUGCGGUCCCGGCCAUCUGUGUGGCUUCAAUUGCACUGAAAUCCACUCACAAAAUGACCCAGCCACAGACGACCACGGAGCUGGAGCAGAGCUGCAGUUUAUCUAAAAAGAGCAUCAUUACCAAAAUGUUUAAAGUUCGCAAAAGGAGAGAGAUGCUGUUCGUGCAGGUGUGCUUCAUCUGCAGCGUCCUGUUCUUGGCGUGGUGUAUGUCGGCGUUGCUCACAAAAACAGGUCAUGGGCUAGUGCUUCAGGAGGGGUUCGCCGUUCCCAGAGAUCACCUGGGCCGAAGGCUUAUGGCCACAGCAGGAGAGAACGAGACGGAGAAGAACUGCACAGAACCAGCCGUCCACGAGUUCCCCAAGGAUAUAUUCACCAACAGGCAACGUACUCAAGGAGCUGUACUUCUGCACAUAUUUGCGGCUCUAUAUAUGUUUCUGGCCCUUGCUAUUGUAUGUGAUGACUACUUUGUGAUGUCUCUAGAGAAGAUCUGUGAGAAACUGCACCUGAGUGAAGAUGUAGCAGGAGCGACCUUCAUGGCAGCUGGAAGCUCCGCCCCCGAGCUGUUUGCCUCUAUAAUUGGUGUGUUCAUAACACAUGGAGAUGUGGGGGUGGGUACCAUAGUGGGCUCAGCCGUGUUCAACAUCCUGUGCAUCAUCGGAGUGUGUGGGAUAUUUGCGGGGCAGGUUGUUUUUCUCACCAAGUUUGCCGUGUUCAGAGACUCAAUCUACUACAUUUUUUCUGUGGUUGCCCUUAUUAUAUUUAUUUAUGAUGAAAAGAUUUUGUGGUGGGAGAGUCUGAUACUGAUUGUAAUGUAUUUAGGCUACAUUAUCAUCAUGAAGUUUAACACUAGCAUGCAGAACUACUUUUCGGGGAAAGAAGACAAGAGUGUGCCCAAUGGUAAUACGGUCAUCAGCGAGAUGGAGGAUGGUAAUACAUGUUAUGAUCAGUAUUGGGAUGAUCCAUCAUGGCCGUUACUUAGACCAGUAAAGCCCUGUAAAGAGUACACUAGGGGCUCUGUUGUGAUGGUGGACGAGAUGAUAAAUUCAAGCCCUCCACAUUAUCGGUUCCCCGAGGCCGGCCUCAGGGUCAUGAUCACCAACCACUUUGGGCCCAAGACACGUCUGCGCAUGGCAAGCCGACUUAUCAUCAAUGAGCAGCAGCGGCUGGUGAAGAUGGCCAAUGGGGUGGAUGCAGUGCUGGUGGCUGAUAAGAAAGCUGACACCAUGGAAAAUGGCAACGUAGCGGAGGACAAACUCACUGAGGAACAAGAGAGUGAGCUGUCAUCUCCCUUCGUCUUGCCUGGGGGCGCUAUGAAUAAAGUGAAGUUUUUCGUUUCCUGGCCCAUUUUGUUGCUGCUGUUCUUCACCAUACCCAACUGUGCCAAACCACGGUGGGAGCGCUUCUUCAUGCUGUCCUUCUUCCUCUCUACGCUGUGGAUAGCCAUCUUCUCCUACGUCAUGGUGUGGAUGGUCACAAUCGCUGGAUACACGCUUGGAAUCCCAGAUGUCAUUAUGGGUAUAACUUUCCUGGCUGCUGGCACCAGUGUUCCCGACUGCAUAGCCAGUCUCAUCGUCGCACGACAAGGCCUGGGGGACAUGGCUGUCUCCAACACGAUUGGCAGUAACGUCUUUGAUAUCCUGGUUGGACUCGGCGUUCCCUGGGGCAUCCAGACAAUGGCUGUCAACUACGGCUCUGUGGUUAAAAUCAACAGUAGAGGAUUGGUUUACUCCGUUGUUCUGCUGCUGGGUUCGGUGGCUUUAACUGUGCUGGGGAUCCAUGUGAACAAGUGGAGGUUGGACUUUAAGCUGGGCAUAUACGUGCUUGUUCUGUAUGCCAUCUUCCUCUGCUUUUCCAUCUUGAUCGAAUACAAUGUCUUCACUUUUGUCAACCUGCCCAUGUGCCUAGGUGUCUAGGCUAGGUGAUUUCCAUGGGCUUUGAACCAAAAUACCUCCGGGAUAAACCUGCAACCAAAAUCACCAAUGAUUCUGCUGUUUCCUCUCUCUCUUUAAACUCCCUACUGUUGAAGAAAACCACUGUCUCCCGCUGCACAUUCACACCACUGUGGCUCAGAUGGAAGAACUGCAUUUCCCGGAAGACCGUUGACUCGCAACUUUCUCCAUCAAUUCCAGGAAAUUAAAUUCUCCUUGGCAGCUCUCUUUAUAACUGGAUAUUCUUCUACUUCUGAACCUUGGACAAUCACAAUGCAGCCCGUAAACGUCUUGUUCAGAGCAGAAGGAUUCAAAGCGUACACUCGCACCACAAACUGCACACACACACACACACACACACACACGGCAAUGACAAAGAAUGCUGCUCAUUCCAGUAUGCAUUAGCAAUCUACAUUUUCUAAUUUCUGUCUUCCCUUGACACAACGUAUGACAUGAACAUGAACAUAAUGCACUUUAUACGUGGCAUAAAACAUCUAUAUCGUAUUAAUUUAUUUCCUCCAGAAUGGAAAAAUGAAAGCACGUCCUUGAUGUGGCGCAAUAAAAAGAUGGAAGUGACAUGAAAUGACUGCCCUCGGGCAAGAAAGUGGUUCUCGCAGCUCGUUACACACAAGAAAACUGUUGAAAUAAGACACACAGCAGAUGUGAAGCAUUUCAUGUAUGGAUCGUGCGGCAGGGGGCGAGCUGUUACGAAAUGCUUACGAGCCGGACCAUAUAUUUCCUGCUGAGAGCUUCCAGCAGGUGCCAAUCGGAGAGGUCAGCGAGUGGACCAGCUUCUAACGCAUGGAAGCAGGAGCUCUAAAAUCGGAUACGUUCUUGGUUUCCCCUUAAUUAUUCCAGAUCUGCAUUAACUAAUGAAUGGAACCAAUCAUAAAGCACACAUCAAAAGCUGCUCCUCACCUCUCGUUCAGACCAGAGCAGAUGACCCUCAGGACCGCUCUUUGCUUGUGUCGCAGUUUGGAUGAUGACUGACAACUGUGGCUGCUUUGAUAUUUCAAACGCAUCACAAACCAGAGAUCCUGGAUUUUGCAAACAUGCUACAAAUCGAAUAAUUUUUUUGUUUGUUAGUUUGUGUAUAUGUAAAUAUAACAUCACUGAUCCUGUUUGAACCAGUGCUUCCUUACAGAUGAUGGGAGGUAAGGGUGAAUUUACAUACGUGACCGAAGAGGCCACCUUUUCUUUAUUUCCAAUGCACCCUAACCUCCCUCUCUGAAUAUUUAUUACCAUUUGUCUGUAAUGCAUGAUUUGACACAAAGAAGCCAUUUUUGAAGCAGGGCAGAAGCUUUGUGAGCUCACGUUCCUGCAAGGAUGAAUCUCAAGAAAAUGUGCCCAGGUCAUAUUUCAUCCCAAAAUCAAAAGAAAAAAACAAUAGAUUGUGCAAAGAAAUUAAGUUUAAAGACCUUUUUAAGGUUUAUCUGCAUUGACAUGUUUUUUUUCUCAUAAAUUAUCAACCCUCGUUGCUGUAAUGUAUGCAGACUUCAUACUGCAAUUCGUGCAUACAAAUAUUUAAAUUAGCAUAAAGCAACCAUAAUAUUUAAUUACCUUAAUUAUAUAUUUCUUGCAUAAUAGGAUAAAAGGAUUGAGAUUUUUUGUAUGCAGCCAUGGAAAUAUGAUUAAUUUUGUAUGAUUUAUUUAGAAGUAAUUAAAAUUACUAUAAUGAAAACUGAGGUAUACUUUGAAUUUUUUUUUUUUUUUUGGUGUUAGGGUAAUGGUUUUUUUUUCCUUUUUCUUUUCUCUGUUGCGGUAAUGAUGUUUGAGGUGCAAAAUGUGCUUACCGUAACGUCGCAAUACAAAGACGAAGUAUAAUAGCCCUCAUAGACUUAUUUUUCUUUAAGCAUAAAACGAUCAGCUAAUUUCUUCUUGUUGUUUUUUUUUUUUUUUUUUUUGUGGUGAAACAUGACCUAAACUUGACCUCGACAGGUUUUCUGAGAUUCACCCCUACCCGGCAGCUACAGGACCCCCGUCCACUCAGCUGCCAGUGGGCCGAAAAGAUCCGAACGAGCGUGUCUUUGUGUCUUUUUGUCAGUUGUAGAACCUGUCAUCGUCAAGUGCUAGGAGGUGCUGUCGCUGUUGUCCGUGCAAAAAAGACAGGUGUUGCGGUAUUUGAUGUACACAUUAUAUAUGAUAUAUGCAAUCUCAGUCGGUGAGGGCCGAGGACGGAGAUCUUAUUUUCAUAGAUGAGCCAUGUUUGUGAAAGCUGCUGAAGUCGCCCGCCGCUGUAACACAUGCAUGCAGAUUCUGUCAUCUAAAUCUUACAUCACACGAUUGCCAUUCUGUAGAGCGUCGACUUCGGUUUAUUGUGGCUAUGUGCUGUGCGGAAUGACGGUGGUGUCAAGUGACGAUUCUCUUUCGUUCUUUCUUGCGUUCUUUGUUCUGUGGUGUUACUCAGUGGUGAUCUGUACGAUUACGUUAUUCAGCUGAAAUAGAUAAACCAUACGCACACUGUCGGAGGAGCUUGUGAAGCUUCUUCCUAUGCUGGCUGCCACGUUAAAUAGUGUCGUUUUUUUUCCCCCAGCAUUUAAUGAGGUCUUGGUGCCAGUUUCUAUUCUUUGUUAGUUUCUCCCUGGUUGUUUUGGGAAAUCUCUUUUUGCCGGUGCAAUAGACGGUGCAUUCAUAUACUAGGUUUCUUUUGAAUUUAUUUGUCAGCACACUAUCCUUUACUUUGUCACAGGUUGUUUGUGCCAUGCUCGAUGUAAAUGCUACCGUUAUAUUUGAACUGAGAUAAGUAUUUUUUUGACAUUUAAUUGCAUUUUAUAAACUUCAGACCUCCGGAGUGGUUUGAUUAACGUUUCAUCGGGUCACUUCGGAGGGGGGCGUCUUUGUUGCCAGUCGUAUAGCACUCUUACAUGAAUAGACUUAUGCACUCUCCAUUGUAUGCCUGUUUCAGAGGGCAAAAACUUAAAGGAAAAUGCUUCAAAUGACUCUGCCACGCAUGAAUAUGCACAAGAGUAUGAGAACUUCUUCUCAUGCGGUGUCUUGAUUUACUAAAAACACACACACACGCACGCACAGAUACAUGCGCAACUGCUCCACGAGUGACCUGCUGCACUGUGAGUGGAACGGCAUAUAGGAAGCCUUUUGUAAGGUACAGAUUUAACGAUUUUCAACAUAAGAUGUUGGUGUGUAACUUGAAUGUAUUGUCUUGCAAGCAAUGGAUGUAUCCAACCAAUGCAUUUUACUGUAAAGCAAUAAUCUAAAAAGAAUACGAACAACAGUAUAUGAAGCAUACGAGUAUUGUAUGGAGAAAACGAUUAAAUUAUACGGUUUAUAAAUGUG
Molecule: messenger RNA, 5643 nt
Organism: Puntigrus tetrazona (Sumatra barb)
Lineage: Eukaryota; Metazoa; Chordata; Actinopteri; Cypriniformes; Cyprinidae
Gene: slc24a4a
Product: solute carrier family 24 member 4a
Exons: 17
Coding region: 475-2334 (619 amino acids)
Biological process (GO): intracellular calcium ion homeostasis; calcium ion transmembrane transport
Cellular component (GO): membrane
Molecular function (GO): calcium, potassium:sodium antiporter activity; calcium channel activity
Source: RefSeq, a predicted model, not a curated record